AUGCCAAAUCCCCUAGUGUUUGGGGGUGAAACACCCCCAGAAGAGAGUCCGAGCCGGGACAACUCCGCUGCUGACAUACGUCACACCGCGCUUGGACUCUCCACCUUGCGAACGUUGACAACGCAUCUCCCUCCCCUCGUACUUGUUGCUUGCACUCUCCCAACACAGCUUUUGAAGCAACCAGCCUUCGGGCCAUUUGAGAUUGUCACCGCGACCCCGAACUCGACCGACGCCCAGCCCAUUUUCGAGCUCGUGCCGAUCUCGCGACAGCUCCCCGGUCGCAGCUUGGGGCAGAUUGCACAGUCGCUUUUUGGAGCGAUGGAUCACUCAAUCCAGCGGUUGCUGAACGACAAGCUCUAUGAUAAACGAAAACAGGGGGCCUUGGAACUCGAGAAAAUCGUUCGCGAAGCUGUUUUCAAGGGAGAAGUCGAGAAGAUCCAGAAGAUCGUUGAGCAGCUCUGCCACGACUAUGCCUACGCUGUUCAUCAACCCCACGCCAGGAAUGGAGGUCUGAUCGGGUUGGCUGCGGCCUCGAUUGCACUGGGAUCAGAAGGAGUUGCGCCGUACUUGAAGGAGAUCGUGCCGCCGGUCCUGGCGUGCUUUUCCGAUCAAGAUGCGCGAGUCCGGUACUAUGCCUGCGAGAGCAUGUACAACAUUGCCAAGGUGGCCAAAGGGGAAAUCUUGCUGUUCUUCAACGACAUCUUUGAUGCGCUGGCCAAGCUUGCGUCUGAUUCCGAGCUUUCAGUGAAGAAUGGUGCGGAGCUUCUCGACCGCUUGGUAAAGGAUAUUGUGGCCGAAUCCGCAGCUUCAUAUGUAUCAGUGCUCCAGCUGUCUGAGAAGGAAGCGGCAGAUCCGGGGGCGUUGGACGAUAUCGAGCUCCCAACAGCCUUUUCACUCGCCAAGUUCAUCCCUUUGCUCAAAGAACGCAUCCAUGUGAUCGGGCCAUUUACUCGGAAUUUCCUAGUGUCGUGGCUGACUUUAUUGGACACGAUUCCCGACCUGGAGCUCGUAAGCUACUUGCCCGAGUUCCUGGAGGGAUUGAUCAAUUUCCUUGGUGGGCCCAACAAGGAUGUCAAUGUUGCUACCCAAGGCCUCCUUGACCGAUUUUUAUCCGAGAUCAAGAGGAUCACGCGCUUGAAGAAGGGAAUUGAAGAAAGCCGCAUGGAUCAGCACAGUCGCAGACGCUCAGCUGCAAGUGAUACCGGGAGCACCAAGACCGAGCAAACUGUGGGAACUGGUGGCGUUGAAGAUGGCGAGAAGGAGGAUAUCGCCGUUGAUGAUUCCGCAUCUGAAUCGCUCAUCGAUGAAGAAGUUCUUCAGGCCGAUGGGGACUGGAUCCCGGGGCAAGAUGUGCAGAUCGAUUAUCCAAAGAUUCUGGAUAUUCUCGUCGGCUUUGUCGACACAUCUUAUCAGGAAGAGAUACAGCUCACUGCCCUCCGUUGGAUCGAUACGUUCUUCGAGAUCAGCCCUGAGGACAUCCUCCCAUUCGUCCCGCGGCUUCUGACUCAAGUGCUGCCAGCAAUGUCGAGUGGUUCGGAUCAAGUUCGGCAGGCAGCAAAUCGAGUCAACACAUCACUGCUCGAGUACAUCUAUUCUCUAUCCGAUGAACCAACCGAGGAGGUGGUCCAAGCCCAGCCUAAGGUUCCAUCUAUUACCGCCAGUAAAGAGAGCGUGGAAAGGAGAUCGUCGACACCUGGAGGAAAACCUUCAGAUAUGGGCAAUGAUACAAAGAAACCAGCGCCGCAACAGGAAUCUUCCGCCGCAGCAACACCGCGCAGUAGUAUCAUCUCAGCACCGGUCCAUCCGGCUGAUCUCGAUUAUGCCGCCGCCGUCAACUCCCUUACAUUACAAUUCCUCAACGAGAAUGAAGCCACCCGGUCAGCUGCACUGUCGUGGCUUAUUAUGUUACACCGCAAAGCCCCACGGAAAGUGGUUGCGUUUAACGACGGGACCUUCCCGGCUCUAUUGAAAACAUUGUCGGACCCUGCAGAAGCGGUUGUUACGAAGGACUUGCAGCUUCUCUCGCAAAUCUCGAGGAAUAGCGAGGAUAGCUAUUUUGCCUCGUUUAUGGUGAACCUUUUGCAGCUGUUUUCCACCGAUCGACAUCUGCUGGAGGUACGGGGGAAUCUGAUUAUCAGACAGCUUUGUCUGAAUCUCAGCCCGGAGCGUAUCUACCGGACUUUGGCGGAUUGCCUUGAGAAGGAAGAGGAUAUCGAAUUCGCCAGUAUCAUGGUACAAAAUCUCAACAACAACCUCAUCACCGCCCCGGAGCUCUCAGAGUUAAGGAAACGGUUGAGGAACCUUGACUCGAGGGACGGUCAAAUGUUCUUUGUUGCGCUUUUCAGGUCAUGGUGCCACAACGCCGUCUCUACCUUUUCUCUGUGUCUUCUUGCCCAGGCCUAUGAACAGGCGUACAAUCUUCUCCAAGUCUUUGCCGAGCUUGAAAUGACUGUCAACAUGCUGAUCCAGAUCGACAAACUCGUCCAGCUCUUGGAGUCUCCAGUAUUCACCUAUCUCCGGCUCCAGCUUCUCGAACCAGAAAAAUACCCCUACCUCUACAAGUGUCUCUACGGCGUGCUCAUGCUUCUCCCCCAAAGCUCAGCUUUUGCUGCACUCAAGAACCGCCUCAACAGCGUCAGCAACAUCGGGUUUCUCCAUGGCGGACCCCGCAGCCAAGCAGCACCAUCCUACGACCGCCCAAGCGGCAGCCGCCUGAAACCACGCGACGAAAACACCAUCCGCUGGGUCGAGCUCCUGGACAAAUUCAAGUCUGUCCAGGAACGCGCCCGCCGCUCCCAGGCCAGCCAGCGCCCCUCCUCACUCGACCCAACCGGUCCCUUGCACAACAACCCCUCUCUCACCGCUGCACUCUCUGCUGCUGCAACGGCAGACCGCACCCGAGACCGCGUGGGUCUGCCCGACCCCCGCGCGCCGGAUCUGCCGGUGCCGGCACUGCGAAUCCCGGUACGGCGGGCGGUGCUGCAGGGUUAUCUGGGGCGAAUGCCGGCAGCAGUGCCCGCGGUCAAGUCUGCCGAAUCUGGGCCGGCUCGGGAUCGGGGGUCGCAAAUCGAAGCGGUGAUUUGCUUAGUAGGAGAGUCGGGUGGGAGGGUCUAA
Messenger RNA from Penicillium alfredii, 3114 nucleotides. RefSeq names its product VAC14 family protein. Gene Ontology annotation, biological process: phosphatidylinositol biosynthetic process; positive regulation of kinase activity. Gene Ontology annotation, cellular component: endosome membrane; PAS complex; fungal-type vacuole membrane. Bases 1 to 3114 code for a protein of 1037 amino acids. The record is from RefSeq and is a predicted model, not a curated record. The transcript has 12 exons. Lineage: Eukaryota; Fungi; Ascomycota; Eurotiomycetes; Eurotiales; Aspergillaceae.